Messenger RNA from Stereum hirsutum FP-91666 SS1, 1854 nucleotides. Its product is annotated as WD40 repeat-like protein. Gene Ontology annotation, biological process: carbon catabolite repression of transcription. The record is from RefSeq and is a predicted model, not a curated record. Gene Ontology annotation, molecular function: protein binding. Bases 1 to 1854 code for a protein of 617 amino acids. Lineage: Eukaryota; Fungi; Basidiomycota; Agaricomycetes; Russulales; Stereaceae. The transcript has 9 exons. Gene Ontology annotation, cellular component: nucleus; cell division site; cell tip.
AUGGAGAACGAUUCGACCUUCGUCGCUCCGGAAGGCGUCUAUUCUGUAACGGAGGAACACAAGUCUCUCCCACUCACCGCUACUGGUCCCCAGCCGAUAUACCCCACCAAACUUUCCACAGUCAUCGUCCGCUUCCCUUCUUCGUACAAAGGCGGUGCUCCUGGCUUGACGCAGCUCCUCGGUGGAGCGGGCAAAGAUUUUUGGAAGGAUAGGGCUGCAGCACCUCCCGGUCCAGCGAAGGAGGAUGGUCUCAGUGUAUCGAGCAGCGAGACCCCGGAGGAAAGCAAUAACUCACCAGAUGUAUCCAAUGUGCAGGACAGUUCACCUGUCACUCCCAUCUCUCCCCAAGAUCCUCCCCAUCACCACCAUGGUCUAUUUCACCACCAGCUUGCGGGGAAGAAGAAAGCCUUGACACGUCCCAAGCAUAAUAUGCGCACGACCUCUUCCACUUUUAUCACUCGGCUACACUCUGCGGAGGGUCUCUCCAGAUCGCUUCAGGCGAAGCAGGGAGAGGCUACAUACGUGUUCUAUAAUUCGGCAAAGAAUCUCUAUUGGGUGGAGGUUGGAGCUAAAACCAAGGACCCACUAGCCCGAAUAUCAUUCUCUGCUUUCCCCACAUGUCACGAUAUCAACCAAGCAACCGUAAACCAUGAGCGUAUGGAUAUUGUAGUUGGGUUUAACACUGGUGAUCUCAUCUGGUUCGACCCGUUCUCCCAGCGAUACGGCCGAUUGAACAAGCAGGGCAGAAUUUCCAGCUCUCCCUGCACUUCCGUCCGCUGGGUUCCCUCCUCAACAAACCUCUUCCUCGUCUCCCACGCAGACGGCACCAUAAUAGUCUACGAUAGAGACCGUGAUGACGGCGUCUUCACGCCAAACGAGCCGGCCUCCCGGCCUGCAUCUCCACCGACCUCGCCAGGCCCGCGCUCUCCACAAACACAGGAUGAUUUGCUACAAAGUGUAAGUGAAUGGAAUCCGCUGGAUAGUAUGUGUGUUACGAUGCCGUCGUGGCAUCCUGUCAAUGCGGCUGCGGCUGCUUCGGCGGGGAGAGGGGAUAAGGAGAAGUCGGCGAAGAAUCCAGUCAGCCAUUGGAAGGUGUCAAAACGAGGUCUUGUUGACUUUGUUUUCUCCCCGGAUGUCAAGUUUGUGGCCGCUAUCUCAGAAGACGGCUGUCUUCGAGUUAUUGAUGCGCUUGCAGAGCAACUAGUAGACUGCUAUGCUGCCUACUUCGGUUCUCUAACCUGUGUGGCGUGGUCCCCAGACGGUCGCUUCAUAAUCACAGGAGGCCAAGACGAUCUCGUCAAUAUCUACUCUCCCUGGGAACAAAGAGUGAUAGCCCGAUGUCAAGGUCACUCGUCCUUCGUUUCCGCCGUCGCAUUCGACGACGUCCGCUGUGAUGGCCGGACGUACCGCUUCGGCAGCGUAGGCGAGGACAACAAGCUCAUUUUCUGGGACUUCUCGAGUGGCAUCUUGCACCGCCCGAAAUUUCAAGCCCACCAACAACGACAAUCUAUGGCAUCCACGCUGUCGCUCGUGCUGAGAAAGCGAGAAAGAGAAGGGACUGUGGAUCGGUCGACCUUGCAUCUUCCGCCUCCGGGCACGGAGGGCCCGUUACCGAGAUAUCAUCCAGCGCCGUCCAGGAACGAGGUCGCGGUGGUGCAACCUGUGCUGGUGAAACAACUCGAAGGCGACAUCCUGACGGCGAUAACCUUCUUGCCGCGAUCGUUGCUGACAGCCACGAAGGUAGGCCUCGUGAAGUUUUGGGUGAGGCCACUCGCUGUGAGAUCGAGAAGGAUGAAGAAUGGGCAUGCGCAGAGGGGCAUGUCGAUCUCUAUGGAUGCGACUGAUUUGGGCUGA